GUGCUGCACAGGAGCAGCGGCUUCCGCCGGCUCCGGGUCCGGGAAUCUGCGCUCCCGAGAUUGUUACUCGCCCUGGGCUUGAUCUCGCGGCCACACCCCUCGCUACCAAAGAGCCAAUGGAGGACGCCUUAGCUGGUUGCUAAGUCAACCCUCCAGCCGCAAGAUGGCGGCCUCCGAAGCCCGGAGCUCGGGGCUGGGGCGCCGGGACCCGCCGAGGCGGCCGCCGCGGGACGGUUACGGCCUCUACGUGUACCAGAAUUCUUUUUUUCAAUACGAAGGAGAAUGGAAAAGAGGAAAAAAACACGGUCAUGGGAAGUUGCUGUUUAAAGAUGGGAGUUAUUAUGAAGGCGAGUUUGUGGAUGGAGAGAUCCUGGGACAGGGGUGCCGCUACUGGGCCUCUUCAGGGAACACCUAUUGCGGACAGUUCGUUUUGGGAGAGCCUCAGGGACAUGGCACCAUGUGGUACAAGGCCGGCGGACACUACGAGGGGGCGUUCUCCCGUGGCACGAGAGAAGGACACGGGCUCCUGGUGCACCAGGACGGGCGCGUGUACCGAGGGUCGUUUCACAACAACAGGAAGCACGGACUCGGACAGAUGUUCUUCCCGAACGGAGACACCUACGAAGGCGACUGGGUUCUGGACCAACGGCAGGGACACGGGCUGCUCCGCUGCACCGGUGGCUCCACCUACGAGGGGCAGUGGCACCACGACGUGCAGAGUGGGCAGGGCAGCCUGACCCACUGCUCGGGGCUCAUCUACGAUGGCCUGUGGGUCAACGGCCACCCAACAGCACCUGCCACAAGGAUCGUGGUUUUGGGUCCAGAGGUGCUGAAUGUGUUCCAGGGCUCCCCCAUCACGUUGAAGAUUCAGCUGCAGCAGGACAACGGGGACAUCGCCGAGAGCGAGAGCGGCCGCAUUCUGAGGGUCUCGGCAGGCGUCAGAUACGUCCAGCUCGCAGCCUACGCGGAGGUCAGCUUUUUCAAGGUGGACAACGGAGAGCCGCCAGUCCCCACACCCUUUGGGUUUGAGUGCAUCCCCUACCCGCUGUCCCGAGCUGCAGCGGAAGUUGCUGGCGCUGACUCACCGCCCCCCAAAGGCGACGCAGAUGCCGCCCGCAGCCAGCUGGAAACCUCCUUCUCCGCAGCCAAGGGGCGUGCGCCCUGGCCCGGGGUCUGCUGCAGGGCGGAACGAGGCCAGGCCGAGUUCGCCGACAUCCUGCUGGGGCCCCCUCCACCCCACUACCGCCCCUUCCUGUUCCUGGACGGCCCCCACCAGAAGGCAGGCAGCAGGUCCGGGGGGACGACACCCACCGUGUGGGAGCCACGAGGAGGCAGCAGCUUGCUCCUCUCAGUGGCUCCGGAAGGGGAGGGAGGAGGAGUGGAGCCCACCUACCCGUGUUUUCGCACCGGACAGCACGAGGUAGGCACGGCAGGAGCAGCAGAGGUGGGCCGGGGGGGCCGGGGCAGGACCCCUGUGUGCACAGAUGGGCCCCUCGUGGCUGACCCAGUGCCACUGGCCACCCUAGCAUCCCCCGAGGCAGACCCGAGAGAUGCGGGCGCGGCGCACAGCUUGCUCGGGGGUUCCCAGGAAGCCCCCGUUGGGGGAGCGGGCAGUGCAGGUGUCCCAAGCAGGUGACGUGGAGGGUGCAUUUCCUGGUGUGCACGGGGCUGUGCGCU
Molecule: messenger RNA, 1677 nt
Organism: Choloepus didactylus (southern two-toed sloth)
Lineage: Eukaryota; Metazoa; Chordata; Mammalia; Pilosa; Megalonychidae
Gene: MORN1
Product: MORN repeat containing 1
Exons: 13
Coding region: 164-1636 (490 amino acids)
Cellular component (GO): cytosol
Source: RefSeq, a predicted model, not a curated record